CUGCAGAAUGCAUUACCGUUGAAGUACGUCUAAACACUGGAAUUUUGGAACAGUGAAUCAGUCAUACUAUACUGUAACCCAUAGUAGAGGACGACAAAGAGCACCAUUUAGUAUUUGCAUAAGAACAGUCUACAGAAUAUUUACUGCCACACUUUAUACAUGCAAUUAUAUAGACAAGCAGCACCAAACACCGCCAAGAUUCAAGAAAUUAGAUUCUCCAUAAAGAUGGAGAAAAUGAAAAAUAACAGACAUUUUUAACAUUAUGAAUACUUUUCAAAGUCUGAAAAGGGUCUGAAAAUUCAGAAAAUUAGGUCAUUUAGAAGGUACAACCGCAUUUGAAAGUUUUUUGACUGAAUUGCAUAAUUUAGGAAUUCGGGUUUCAGUGCAACAGAUGACAGCUAAUAUACUAGAUAAGCGUGAUAAAUGGUUUAUCUAUAGUGAAAUUGGACACUUUGAAACUACUUCCACUAUGGGUUGUUAUAUCUUCAAUAUAAAUCCAGCACUGGCAAUUGUCUUCAAUCACAUUAGCUUUAAUAAUCUCACGAUGAGAGAUGCUAGCAUAAAUGAUAUUGAGAGACUGAAAAACACAUACAUUAAAAAAAAAAUUCCCCUAUUAAUUUUAAAAGACGGUAGCGCCGAGGAGGUAAAACGCACAAUGAAUGCUGUCGAGAAGCUAGAAUUUAAAAAUUUAAAACAAUUAUAUGUAACGGUUAUGUCACAUGGAGAUGAGGGCGAUAUUAUUUAUACCAAAACUGAUACUUAUAAUAUUAAAGAAACGGUCCUUAAUCCCUUACUCGCUAAUGAAAGUUUGAAGGAUGUGCAAAAAAUUGUACUAGUAAAUGCUUGUCGCGGUGAUAUUGAUCCACGUUAUGAAGACGAUGAUUUAGAAUAUGAAGAAACUAACACAGAUGAAAUAGAUGAAAAUUUGGUAACAUUUUAUAGCACACAAAAAGGUUAUGUUUCUCUGUUACCAGCGGAUGGUGCAGUUUUCAUUAAAGAAUUUUGUGAACAUUUCGAUAUACCAUUCAAAGAAUCAUCAAUGGAAGAGAUCGCUGAACGUAUGGAAACAGUCUUGCAGAAGAAAAUGAAUUUCUGCGAGAAAGUUACAGACUAUUGUGCAAAACCAGGUGUUCUACAUAAUAUUAAAAUGGAAUUCAAAAAUUUGAGAGGUUAUAAAGGCCUUUUUAAAAAAAUUAGUGAAGUUAUAGACAAUGUUUUUUUUAGUAGUGAUGAUAUUGUACCCGCAGAAGAUACAAGAUUGGUUAGAUGUCAGCAUUCUAACUGA
This is a messenger RNA of Teleopsis dalmanni, 1285 nucleotides long. RefSeq lists its product as uncharacterized. The record is from RefSeq and is a predicted model, not a curated record. Gene Ontology annotation, biological process: proteolysis. Gene Ontology annotation, molecular function: cysteine-type endopeptidase activity. The coding region runs from base 392 to 1285 and encodes 297 amino acids. Lineage: Eukaryota; Metazoa; Arthropoda; Insecta; Diptera; Diopsidae. The transcript is spliced from 6 exons.